AUGGCAACUAUAUAUACCUCAGACUUAAAGCAUCAUAGGAGAGCUCCACCUCCACCUCCAACUAAUAAUCUUCUGGGAAACACGUCAUUCAAUACUACAGCUUCAACUGUAUCAUCUGGUGAUAUCAAGAUAAAUUCAAAUAAACGUUUAACUGGCUGGGUACAUGUAAAAGACGAUGGUUUAUUCACUUCAUUCAGAUGGAAUAAAAGAUUCCUUGUCAUCAAUGAUAAGACAUUGAUGCUUUAUAAAAAUGAACCAACGGAUAAUAUUGAAGCCGAUUUAUCAUUCCCAUUAAAUCUUAUUAAUAAUAUCAAUCUAAAACCAAACUAUGGUUAUACGAAAUCAUGUCAAUCAUUUGAAAUUAAUCUUAAAAACAACAACAAACCAGUCAUAAUAUCUUUGAAAUCAAAUAAUGAUUAUCUUAAUUGGUUAGAUAUCUUCACCCUCAAAUGUCCAUUAAUCCAAAUUGGACAACCUCUGAGUUUAUCGACGGCAACUGGUGGGAAUUCAAGUGUUUCUUCCCCAAUUAACUUCACCCAUAAAGUACAUGUUGGAUUUGAUCCCGCAAGUGGUAAUUUUACUGGAUUACCCGAUACUUGGAAAAAUUUAUUACAACAUUCAAAAAUUACAAAUGAAGAUUGGAAAAAGGAUCCAGUAGCAGUGAUCGAAGUAUUGGAAUUUUAUUCAGAUAUUAAUGGUGGAUCAAAUGGAGGAACUCCUAUGAGUUCACCUUUAUUAAAUGGAAACGCUCUAGCUCAAAAAGGAGCAUUAAUAAAUAACAACAACAGUGACAAUCUUCAACAAUGGACUAAAGCUCCUUCCAAAUCCUCUCAAUUCAAACCUUCAAGAGCUGCUCCAAAACCGCCUACUCCAUAUCAUUUGUCUAAUUCAACUAACACUGAAAAGACAAUCUCACCCUUGAAUAAUUUGAUGAAUACAACCAACCUGAAACAGGAAUUAGUGCCCACUAGAAGAGCACCAGCCCCACCUGGCUCUCAAUUAAACAACACUCCAUUCUCUCCGACUAAUGCCACUAUGCCAAUUCCAAAGCAAACUCCUCCAGUAUUGCCAACUUCUGCAUCAUUUAAUACUACCCCAACAAAAUCUAAGGCUCCAGUAUUGAAUAAUAAAUACCCUAAUAAUGGUCAAUCCCAACCAGCUCCUCCUCAAUCUAAUGGAUUUAAACCAUUCCCAUUACAACCUCAAAAGCAACACCAACAACAACAGCAUCAGCAACAACAACAACAGCGACCACCCCAAGCUCAAAUGCAACAGCAGACCCAACCAAAACCACAACAGGCAUUUAAUCCAUACAAUCAAUCAUCUAUCCCCACGGGGCCCACAGGUGCAUCGCAUUCAGUUACAAAGCCAUUAAGUGUCGAGCAUAAACAUUACCAACCACCUCAAACAUCCACAACAUCAUCAUCAUCCUCCGUCAAACCAUCUAACAAACUUAAUGCCACUGGACCUGCACCUGUAAAGAGUGCCAAACAAAUCAAGAAAGAACGAGAAAGAUUGAAUGAUCUUCAAGUGAUAUCCAAAUUAAAAACAGUGGUGAAUCCAGAAGAUCCAACCCCAUUAUUCAACAUUAUUGAAAAAGCAGGACAAGGUGCCAGUGGGAAUGUCUAUCUUGCAGAAAAGAAAUCUACUGGUGAAAAAGUUGCCAUUAAACAAAUGGAUCUUAAUCUUCAACCAAGAAAAGAACUAAUCAUUAAUGAAAUCUUAGUCAUGAAAGACAGUUUGCAUCCCAAUAUUGUGAAUUUCUUGGAUAGUUAUCUUAGAAAAGAUAAUGAUUUAUGGGUUAUUAUGGAAUAUAUGGAAGGUGGAUCCUUGACUGAAAUUAUCGAAAAUAAUGAAUUUAAAUUAAGUGAAAAACAUAUUGCUACAAUUUGUUUCGAAACCUUAAAAGGAUUACAGCAUCUUCAUAAAAAACACAUCAUUCAUCGUGAUAUCAAAUCGGAUAAUGUCUUACUUGAUGCUAGAGGAAAUGUAAAAAUUACCGAUUUCGGAUUCUGUGCCAAAUUAACUGAUCAAAGAAACAAAAGAGCAACAAUGGUAGGUACACCAUAUUGGAUGGCCCCCGAAGUGGUUAAACAAAAGGAAUAUGACGAAAAAGUCGACGUUUGGUCAUUGGGUAUCAUGACAAUCGAGAUGAUUGAAGGAGAACCACCAUAUUUGAAUGAAGAACCAUUGAAAGCAUUAUAUUUGAUUGCCACCAAUGGGACACCGAAAUUGAAAAAACCGGAAUUGUUAUCUAAUAGUAUUAAAAAAUUCUUAUCGAUUUGUUUAUGCGUCGAUGUUAAAUAUAGGGCAAGUACUGAAGAAUUGUUGCAACAUUCAUUUAUACAACAUAAAGCUGGUGAUGUUAAAGAGUUGGCACCUUUGUUAGAAUGGAAGAAGAUGGCUUCGGAUGAAUCAGUUUGA
This is a messenger RNA of Hemisphaericaspora subhashii, 2424 nucleotides long. It is a transcript of the gene CLA4, whose product is annotated as serine/threonine protein kinase. Gene Ontology annotation, biological process: regulation of MAPK cascade; protein phosphorylation; intracellular signal transduction. The transcript has a single exon. Lineage: Eukaryota; Fungi; Ascomycota; Pichiomycetes; Serinales; Debaryomycetaceae. Gene Ontology annotation, molecular function: protein serine/threonine kinase activity; ATP binding. The record is from RefSeq and is a predicted model, not a curated record. Gene Ontology annotation, cellular component: cytoplasm. The coding region runs from base 1 to 2424 and encodes 807 amino acids.